CCUAAGUGUCUCUCAAGUCAGUGAUAAGACAGGCGCUGCAUAAAUUAUCACUUUCAUCUGGCAUUGUCACUCACUAUGGAAAUUUGCUGACACGACACUAAACCUUUGAUUGGCUAUCUAGUGUUUGAGGGAGGAUAAUAACAUAUCCACGUCGUCAUCCCAUUGGAAAGGAAGGCAGAACGUAGCUAGACGGAAUUUGCGAAGUUCCGAAGUUGGAGGCACGAACGCAUCAUCAAAUUGAGGAAUCAAAGAGAAAGGAGGUGGAUUGUUAAAACUGUGGGAUCCAAAAACGGUGCUAAGACACAGGACUGUGAUGUCUGAUAAUAGCACCGGCAGCAGUGGGUCUUCCAGUAACAGCUGGACUCUCCUCUCUCCUGAGGAGGUUGCCAGUGACACUACUGGACACGUAGAUGAUGGAACAGAGAGUAUUGGUGAUGCACCAAGCCUUUCAGAGGAAGUUGCAGCAAGCUCUUCGGAUGUGAAACCAAGUGAGGGUGAAAUUCCACUGGAGACCAUUUUUUCAGAAGAGGGCCACCAGAUUUGUCAGGAAACUUCCCCGGAGUUCUUUGAGGGGACAGCUUCUGGUCUGGCUAUUGAAGCUGACCCUGAAAUAUGUGCCCCUAUCAUCCAUGAUACUAUCACCAGCUCCCCUCCUGACAAUGAUCUUCUUGGUGCGGUUCCCUUUAGCAUCGCUACAGAGUCAGCCCUCUUGCUUUCAGAGGAGCCAACCCUUGAAGAGCCUUAUGUAGAGACCUUUCCUGAUGUACAGCCCACCGUUGAACUUCCUUCCAAAGAAAGCCCUGCCACUGAAUCAACACCUGAAAUUACCACUAAUUCUGAACCAAGAGAAAAGAGUCCCUCUCCUGAGAUUCCUGAUUCUACUACUUCUGGUGUUGGUGCAGACAUAAGGUCUCUGGUCUCUGACAUCAGUUAUACGUCUGCAAUCCCUGUAGAAGAUAUUAAUGUUGAGGCAAUUCCUGGCCCUGAAAGCCUAUCUCCAAGUUUACUCUCUGAGGUUGAUUUUGGUUCAGUAGCAGAAAGCCCACAACUUGAGAGCCCAUAUACAGAAACAAUCACUUCAUCUGCCUUGGAAGAGGAGGAGUCUGAAAUACAGGGUGAAGAGCUCAAGCCAGCAGAUAAAUCAAUGGAUGUAAUGAGGAAAACAGAAUAUGCUGGUGUGGAUAUCUCAGUUGGCACUCCAGCAGAGGGAGAUGGACUGCGGCUCCGGCAUGUGCCACACAAUGAGGUGGAAAGACAGAGCUCGGAUGAGGAAGAAGAGGAAUUUAAGCUACCAGAGAGGAAAGAGGAGAAAGCAGGCUUCUCACUAAAUCAUCUGAUUGUAGGAGCACUGGUGCUGUUGUGUCUUGGCUCGCUUUUCUUCUCAGGUUCCAUGGUUGACCAGGAUGGCGAAGACUUUGAUGCCUCUGAGCCAAGUGAACAGGAACUUCUUGAAAAACUUGCUCAAGAAAACAAACAGAUUUACAUACUGGAGGCCGAGAUACAGUCCCAGAAAGAAGAGUUGCACAAGGCACUGAGGCUGGCUGCAGAUAAAGGUACAACUGAUGUAGAAAAUGCUAUGAUGAAAGAAGAACUGUCUGCAUUGCCUGGUCUGAAACAAGAAUUAGAGGAGCUCAGAGCCAGGGUCAUGGAACUCACCCAGCUUACAGCUGAGGAAGCCUCUGAACCUUCUGCCAGCUCUGUACCAUCUUCACCUGGUGUUCCUGGAGAGAGUCAAGGUUCAUCUGGGCCUGAGGCAUGGUGGGAUAAGAAACAGGAGCUUAAGAGACAAAGGACUCUAUUGGAAGAGAGCAGAAAGAGGCUGGAAGGAAUGAAGAAACACGGUUGGCACCAAAAGGGCCUGAGGGAGAGUUUGGUUGAAAUGCAGCAGAGGCUGUCUAAACAGGUGGAUCACCUAGGUAAGAGGGAUGAGUGGAAAAGGAAGUACAAGCACAAAGAGGGAAAAAAGGAAUGGUGUAAAAAGAAGAGUAACCACUGGAAGGUGGAAGAGUCUGGGAAGAGAAAGGAUGAUGGUGACAGGAAAUCCAAAGACCACUUCAAGAAGUACCAAGAAGAGUGGGACUAUAAAAACGUUGAGAGGAGGCUUGAAAGAGAGCGAAGAAAACGCAAAGAGAGGCCAUGGCAAGUCAAGCUCGAUCAGCACCAGCAUAAUCCCCAUCAUCAUAAACAGCACCAUCUUCACCAUGAGUCUGUAGGCUUUUGGAAACACCAAGAGGAGAAGCUCAGAAGGAACAAGCACCCUCCAAAACGCUGCCAGGGUGUGGCAGAGUGUGCUGAUUCAGAGGGACUAAUGCCUGUGAAGUUGUCUGAGUUUCAGGCCCUCUUGGAAGUCUACCUGAGUAAAUUGGAAGGGGUUUCUGAGGAGAACAUAGAAGCUCUUCAUCGUCUCAUGGCACAGUUCUUCCAAGGUGGGAUCUUCAUGCAUGAGAGCAUGCUCUUCAGAGAGUUUGCUGAAGAUGUGGCAGACAUCUUGGAGGACCUGGCAGAUGUUCUGAAUGAUGAGCAGCAGGGCGGUGAUGAUGACGUGCUUGAGGAGCAGAUGGAGGAGUUUGAGAGGGAGGCCCUGUGGAAAUUUGCUGCCUCUUCUGCCUAGAGCAACAAGGCUUUACACAACCAAGAUGGACUGAAAAAUGAGCCAUGUGAAAGAAAAAUGGAAUGCCACACCAAAAUGAGAUGAACAGACAUUGGUUAUUUUCCCCAGGCUAUAUGGACUAACUGUAGUGUGCCUGUACUCUGUGAAAGGAGUGUUUUCCUGGAGUCUUGUCAUUUAGUGAAGAUCCAGUACAUUGGGGACCCUGUUGUGAAUUACCCCUGUAGUGCCAAGCCCCUGGUUUGUGCUUGUUGUUCAUCGAUUACUUUGAGUUUGUUGUUGCCUCUUAGUGUCAAGUUAAAUCAAAUCAUCUUUAAAGCAGAAAGGAUUCCCUGAUUCCUUUAGGGAAAAGUAUUAAGGUUGGUCUGGGCUGUAAUGAAAGAAGUGAGCCAGCCGAGGCAUGUAUGUGUAUUUUGUACCUGCUGCUUUGGACAGCCUGUAUGUACCUGUUUACACUCCUACCAUAAUAUUGCUGACUGCUUGUGUGUCAAACUUGCCUGUUCCCUGUGUAGAUAUGACCACUUCAGUAAGAUGUUUUAAAGCAUACUGCACCAUCUGAGUGGUGGUGUGUAAUUUUUUAUUUUUACUUGUGAGGAAAGCUGGCAGAUUCUGAUUUGACUUGGUAUAUGAAAAAAAUAAUGUCAAAGACUGCAAAGGUUUGCUAGUGGGGGAACAUGGUCCUAAUUUAAUCAAAUUUCAAAAUGUCUGACACGUCAUUAAAUGAGCUUGUGCACUGCACAGUUUUAUUUUGUUUUUGACAUUUUUGUGCAUAAAAUAAUCAUUUGAGGAAAAUAAAUUUGUUUGCUAACG
Molecule: messenger RNA, 3418 nt
Organism: Electrophorus electricus (electric eel)
Lineage: Eukaryota; Metazoa; Chordata; Actinopteri; Gymnotiformes; Gymnotidae
Gene: pbxip1a
Product: pre-B-cell leukemia homeobox interacting protein 1a
Cellular component (GO): membrane
Source: RefSeq, a predicted model, not a curated record